This is a messenger RNA of Cryptococcus wingfieldii CBS 7118, 1095 nucleotides long. Its product is annotated as NAD dependent epimerase/dehydratase. NCBI's taxonomy places the organism in Eukaryota, Fungi, Basidiomycota, Tremellomycetes, Tremellales, Cryptococcaceae. The coding region runs from base 1 to 1095 and encodes 364 amino acids. The record is from RefSeq and is a predicted model, not a curated record. The transcript is spliced from 5 exons.
AUGGGCAAAUCAGUAUUCCUCACCGCAGUCACCGGUUACAUCGGUGGUACCGUCUUCCAGUCCAUCCUCGACUCCCCCAACCCCCCUUCCAAGGUCACCGCCCUCAUCCGAGACCCCGCCAAGGUCAAUACCUUGACCUCGCUCAACAUUGCCAAGCAAAAGGGCGUCACCGUCGUCCCCCUUAUCGGCUCUCUUGAAGAGCACGACAAGAUUCGGGAUGCCGCGGCCGAUGCCGACGUCGUCAUCCAGUCUGCCGACGCCGACGACCACGACGCUACCAAGGCUAUCUUGGAGGGUUUGAAGAUCCGAAGGGACAAGACUGGCCACAGGCCCCUCUUGAUCCACACUAGUGGCACUGGCGUCUUGUCUGACGACGCUCGAGGCGAGUACCCUACUGACAAGAUCUACACCGACCUCAACCCUUCUCCUGCUACUCGACUUGGUCCCGAGCUUCACUCUAUUGCCAAGAUCCCCGAGACCGCCAUUCACCGUAAUGUCGACCUUGAGAUUGUCAAGGCUGAUGCCGCUGGUAUCAUCAAGUCGUAUAUCGUGCUCCCAAGUACUGUCUGGGGUUACGGUACUGGAGAGGUAUUUGACAAGGGUAUCGCCCACCCCACAUCUAUCCAGCUUCCUCAGUUGAUUGAGAUUGCUAUCAAGCGUGGACGAGUCGGUGUUGUUGGCAAGGGUGCCAACAUCUGGAACCACGUCAACAUCCAGGACCUUGGCCGUCUAUACGGUCUCAUCUGGGAAAAGGCUACCGUUGAGAGGCCUACCAUCGGCCAUGGUACCUCUGGUUACUACUUUGGUGUCGCCGGCGACUACACUCUCUUUGGUGCCGCCUCUGCCAUCGGGCAAUCCCUUCGCAGCCACAAGGCUCUCCCUGAAAACGCCGAAACCACCCCUUCAUCAUUCACUGAAGAAGAGAUCCAGCAGUACUUUAAGGGAAGCUACUACUCUGGUACCAACUCUCGAGGCGCUGCCGACAGGAGUAAGAGCAUCGGGUGGACCCCCAAGUAUGUGGACCAGGCGCAGUUCUACCAGGACAUCGAUGAAGAGGUGCAGAGGUUGGGCAAGGUCGUCAAGGCCUCUGCUUAG